AUGGGGCGUUUUUACUUGUUAUUUUCAGUGAUUGUGUCAUGGGUUUUGUUCCUCCCAAGUACCCAUGAGUUGCAAACUUCUCAGAGCCAAGUGUUAUUGCAGCUGAGGAAACAGUUAGAGUUCCCUUCCCCAUUAGGAGUUUUUGAGAAUUACACUGGAGACCUCUGUAACCUAUCUUCCUCUGCACAGAUGAGCAUUUCAUGCCAGGACAAUUCCAUCACUGAGCUCAAAGUUAUGGGAGACAAGCUCUUUAAUGUCACUGAGUUCAAUGGAUUUGCAAUUCCCAAUAAGACACUUUCUGAGAAGUUUUCCAUUGAUUCAUUUGUGACCACACUGUCAAGGUUGCCUAGCUUGAGGGUUCUUAGCUUAGUGUCUUUGGGGAUAUGGGGUCCAUUGCCUGAUAAGAUUCAUAGGUUAUCCUCGCUUGAAGUCUUGGACUUGAGCUCAAAUUUCAUAUAUGGUUCAAUUCCCCCUAAGAUAUCCACAAUGGUCAAACUUCACACUUUAAGCUUGGAGGCCAAUUAUUUCAAUGAGACUGUUCCUGAUUGGUUGGACUCGUUAUCAAACCUCAGCAUUUUGUGCUUGAAGAACAAUCAGCUCAAGGGUCACUUUCCUUUUUCAAUCUGCAGGAUUAAGACUCUCACUGGCAUUGCCCUGUCUCAUAAUGAGCUCUCUGGAGAAUUACCUGACAUGAGUGCUUUAACCGGCCUGCAUGUAUUGGAUUUGAGAGAAAAUCAGUUGGAUUCUGAACUACCAGUGAUGCCGAAAGGAUUGGUUACAGUACUUCUUAGCAAGAACUCAUUCUCAGGAAAGAUUCCGGUGCAAUUUGGUGAUUUGAGUCAGCUUCAGCACCUUGAUCUAUCAUUCAAUAAUCUAAGUGGUGCAGCACCCUCUAACUUGUUCUCUUUGCCAAAAAUCAGUUAUCUGAAUUUAGCAUCCAAUAUGCUGAGUGGAGCAUUUCCAAACGGUCUAAAUUGUGGUGGCAAACUUGGUUUUGUUGAUAUUUCUAAUAACAAGUUGGCAGGGGAUCUUCCUUCUUGCCUGGGUAGCACCUCAGAUGACAGAGUUGUUGAACUCAGCGGAAAUUGUUUAACGAAUGCUUCCCAACACCAGCAUGACCUUUCAUAUUGUAAAAAGUCUCUUGCAAGGAGAAAGCAAUAUAGUGUGAGAGAGAUUGUGGUGCUAGUUGCUAUUGUCAUUGGAGCUCUUCUUGUUUUAGUACUUCUUGUACUUGUGGUUCUUCCCUUGUGUAGAAGAUACCGUUCAAGGAAGUCUGAGAAAAACAUAUUUGCAAAAGCUGUGCCCGAUAAUUCACCAAAUGAUUUUUGCUCAGACCUCAUUACAAAUGCUAGAUAUAUAUCUCAAGCAGCCAAAUUAGAGACACAUGGCGCCCCAGCAUGUCGAUCGUUUUCUCUUGAAGAGUUGAAGGAAGCAACAAAGGACUUUGAUUUCUCAAUGUGUUUGGGUGAAGGCUCUAUGGGAAAGAUUUACAAAGGAAAAUUGGAAAAUGGGACCUCAGUUGCAAUCAGAUCUCUGGCUAUAUCAAAAAAAUGUUCAACUCAAAACCUUAAAGUUCAGCUGGAUACACUCUCAAAGCUUCACCAUCCUCACUUGGUUGUCCUGUUGGGUCACUGCAUUGACUGUAGCGGACAAGAUGAUUCUGGUGGCAACAGACUUUUCCUCGUAUAUGAAUACAUCUCUAGUGGGAAUUACCGUACCUAUCUUUCAGAAAACUAUCCAGAGAAGGUUCUCAAGUGGUCUGAUAGAUUGGCAAUCCUAAUAGGAGUUGCGAAAGCUGUCCAUUUUCUACACACUGGGGUUAUUCCAGGUUCUUUCAACAAUCGAUUGAAAACAAACAAUAUAUUGCUAGACGAGCAUAGGAUUCCAAAGCUGAGUGACUAUGGGAUGUCCAUCAUCACAGAAGAAAUUGAAAAACUUGAGGCAAAGGGAGAAGGCCCAAAAUCCUGCCGUAAAAAGGAUCUGGAGGGUGAUGUUUACAACUUUGGAUUUAUACUACUUGAAUCACUCGUCGGUCCUAUAGUAAGUGGCAAAGGGGAAACCUUUCUGCUGAAUGAAAUGGCAUCGUUUGGGAGCCAAGAUGGUCGAAGAAGAAUUGUGGAUCCAAUUGUGUUGACAACUUGCUCACAAGAAUCGUUAUCCAUUGUGGUAUCGAUCACAAAGAAAUGCAUAUCUCCAGAAGUAUCAACUCAUCCCUCUUUCGAAGAUGUGCUUUGGAACUUGCAGUAUGCAGCUCAAGUCCAGGCCACCGCUGAUGCUGAUCAGAAAUCGGAUGCUACAAUCUGAUAUAAUCUUACACUGCUACUGUCUUGCUUGUAAUGUAAG
Molecule: messenger RNA, 2343 nt
Organism: Fragaria vesca subsp. vesca
Lineage: Eukaryota; Viridiplantae; Streptophyta; Magnoliopsida; Rosales; Rosaceae
Product: probable inactive leucine-rich repeat receptor-like protein kinase At3g03770-like
Exons: 7
Coding region: 1-2304 (767 amino acids)
Biological process (GO): protein phosphorylation
Molecular function (GO): protein kinase activity; ATP binding; protein binding
Source: RefSeq, a predicted model, not a curated record